UGGCGUCGGAGCUCGCGCCGCUGUUUCCAGGCCACUGACUCACCAGUCCCUCGGUGCUCAGCCUCCCCCCACCCCCCACAGGUCAGGCUUGAAUUCGCCUGAAACGGGUGAGGGAAAUCCGUUAAACGGACGAUCUACGAACUCGACCCUUUAAUAUACGGCUCGCUGUCCAGCUCUUUCGCGCCUUUUUCUUUCUCUCUCUGUUCCUCCCAACUUUGGGGUCAUGAAAGUGGGUGUCCUUUCGAGGUAGCCGCUGAGUCGCACCUUCGCUGUCUCCAUUUCCCUCGUUCAACCUCGAAUUGUUGCAGCUCGUUCGCCGCGUCGUUCAUUUCUCCAGGCGAACAAAGCUGGCCUUUCAUGGCAGAGUUUUGAGAAAAUGGAACAGGAGAAAUCUUUUACAUUUAAAUUGUUUGUCCCUCCAAGGAUGAAUAAUGCCCAGGUAUCUGCUGUUAAACCACAGAAAAGCACAGGAGGUGGGGAAUUCUUUCAGGAUUUUAACAAGGGCAUGGAAGAUGAUUAUAACUUGCCUUUUGUGAUGAAAACUACACCAAAACACUUGCGAGUCAUGGACCAUGCAUCUCAGAAAGUAACACUUGUACCUGAAAUAGAUCAGGAGAACAUGGAGACAAUGGGCGAGCUUUACUCAAAGCUUUACAAAGAAGCUGAAAAGAUCAAGAAAUGGAAAGUAAGCAUAGAAUAUGAACUAAAGGAAAAGGAAAGAAAAUUGCAUGAAAAUAGAAAGAUGAUAGAAGCACUACGUAAAGCUAUUCAAGAGUUGCAGUUUGAAAAUGAAAGACUAAGCUUGAAACUGGAAGAUGAAAUGCAGGAGAAUAAAGGUCUUCUAAAAGAAACCAAUGCUACAAGACGUUGGUGCAACUUGCUUAAAGAAACAUGUGCACAGUCACUGGAGAAGUCUAACAAAUAUGAACAUGAACGAGAAGAAACCAGACAAAUGUAUGUGGAACUUAACAAUAACAUUGAGAGAAUGAUUCUAGCUUUUGAGGAACUUCGUGUACAAGCAGAAAACUCCAGGUUGGAAAUGUAUUUUAAAUUAAAAGAAGAAGCAGAAAAAACAGCACAACUUGAAAAUGAAUACAAAAGAGAAAUUACUAUAAUGGAAAAGCAGGUGUCAGCACUGACCAUGCAAAGUGAUGAAAAAGAUAAUAAAGUGAAAGAUACAAGUAUUCAGUUACAGAACUCAAGAAAGCUAAUUACUGAGUUAGAAGAAAUAAGAACACAACAACAGGAAAUGCUUAAGAAGGCACAAAGCAAAGAGCAAGGCUUGUUGACAGAAGUAGAAGAAACAAAAAGUUCCUUGCAAAAGUCAGAGAAUGCUUGCAAACAUUUAGAAACUGAAUUGCAAACUGCAGUGGCAACAAUAAUUCAACUCACUGAACAAAAAGAAAGGACAGCAGAAGAACUUAAAGAAACCAGAGUAAUGAAUGCAUCACUUUCUGAUGAAUUUCAGGCUACUGUUUCUAAUUUGAAGGAUCUGCUGGAGAAAGAAGAAAAUAGAAAGAAGGAACUCAGAGAUGAGUCAGCUAAACUGAUGUUGGAACUUCAAAAUAAAUCAACAGAACUGGAAGUGGUAACCAAAUUGAAAAAUGAGAAAGAAAAACAAGUUGAAGAAAUGGUAAAAACCUUGGAAAAUUUGGUAAAAAUUCAAAAAGAUGUGGAGCAUCAAUUAGAAUGUGAACGAUCAGAAAAAAAUGUAUUAUUAAAAGAAGAAGAAGCUAGACAUUUCAAUGACUCUGCUAUUCAGGUGCAAAUCCAAGAACUUUUGAAUGGAAAACAAUUUUUAGAGAAGACCAUUGAGAAAUUACAAGAAAGAGAAAAACAACUGAAUGAUACUACUCAGAUCAGGGAGAAAGAAAUACAUGAUUUGGAAAUGCAGUUAGCUGAUGAAUCUGAAAAUAAACAAAGUUGUUUACAGCAGCUUACAGCAGUGAAAGCAGAGUUUGAAAAAGAACGAUUAAGGAAUGAGCAACUUAGUAUGGAUUGGGACAAGCUUUUAAUGGAUAAAGAACGUCUUGAAACAGAAAAAAGCCAUUUGCUCCAGGAACUGCAAAAGCUUCAAGAGGAGCUUAAGGAUUACAGAAAAAUAGCAGACAAAGCUGAAAUACAAAUAGAAAAUCUGGAAGAAACAAACAUCCAGUUAAGGAAUGAACUGCAGUCUCUGAAUGAGAAGAUGAAAAUGACAGAUGAAGAGGCAAAAAACAAACUGGAUGCAUGUGAAGAAAAUGUUAAAAACACUGAAAAAGAAAGGUUAAAAAAGGAAAAACAACUGAAGACAUUAGAAAAUAAGAUUAACAGUUUAAAGAAACAGCUUGAAAAUAAAACAAAACACAUGGAAGAACUGCAGCAAGAAGUGACUAAAUUACAGCUAGAAUUGGAAAAUAUAAGUAAACUGCAUAAAGAAACAGUUGACAACUACAGAAAUGAAAUUGAGGUAGCAAAGGCAGCUGAAAAAAAGCUUCUCAAAGAGAUAGAAGAAAUACAAUCUGUAGCUGAUGAAGCAACAGCAGUGCAGAAAGUACUAGACAUUCAAUGUCAGCACAAGAUAACUGAAAUGGUAGCGCUUAUGGAAAAACAUAAGCAUCAAUAUGAUAAAACAAUUGAAGAAAAGGAUUCAGAACUAGAAUACUAUAAGACAAAAGAGCAGCAGCUAACAUCAUCAGUAAGAUCUUUGGAAAAUGAACUUGCUUGUAAGAAAAAUAAACUUUCUUUCUUUCAAGAGCAACUUACAAGAGAAAUAGAAGAGAAGGCAUGUAACCACCUCACUCUGAGGGCCAGGGAUGACAGGGCCAUGCGCUUAAAAGCCGCCCUAUGGGAAAAGUCGUUAAUGGCCACUGACAGAGCAACUGCGAGGCCAUCUACGUCAGUCGAUAAUCAAGCUGACCGGUCCCAACUGCCCUCUAUGAGCUCUGCCCUGCCGGUUGGACAAGCACCAAAAACAAUGGGCACAACGAAGCCUCAGGCGGAAAAAAGAGAGGACGCACCAGCAUCAGCGGCAUUCGCUGCCAUCCCCACACCGAGCAGCACUGGCAGAAUCAGCAGCACCGGCAGCUGCUUGGCACCGAGAGUCGAUUUUGCCACGGCGCCAUGA
Messenger RNA from Heteronotia binoei (common prickly gecko), 3106 nucleotides. It is a transcript of the gene SYCP1, whose product is annotated as synaptonemal complex protein 1. Gene Ontology annotation, molecular function: double-stranded DNA binding. Gene Ontology annotation, cellular component: central element; synaptonemal complex; transverse filament. Gene Ontology annotation, biological process: meiotic DNA repair synthesis; lateral element assembly; chiasma assembly. Lineage: Eukaryota; Metazoa; Chordata; Lepidosauria; Squamata; Gekkonidae. The record is from RefSeq and is a predicted model, not a curated record. The transcript is spliced from 28 exons. Bases 377 to 3106 code for a protein of 909 amino acids.